Pelecanus crispus (Dalmatian pelican) is the source of this 904-nucleotide messenger RNA. The record is from RefSeq and is a predicted model, not a curated record. Lineage: Eukaryota; Metazoa; Chordata; Aves; Pelecaniformes; Pelecanidae.
AUGUCCCUGGGGAGGCCCUGGGCAGCUGACAGAGGGCUGUGGGACAGCAGUCCCAGCACUGAGUGUCUUCAGGUGCCUGCAGGUGUGAAGGAGGACUCAUUCAACGUGCUGGACCUGGCAGAGUACACCAAGAACCGGCCCUGGUGGCGCAAGGUCUUUGCCCCCAGCUCGGGGUCGAGUGCUGAGAAGUACAAUGUGGCCACACAGCUGGUGAUUGGAGGGGUCACGGGAUGGUGUACUGGAUUCAUCUUCCAGAAAGUUGGAAAGCUGGCAGCGACAGCGGUGGGAGGUGGCUUUUUCUUACUUCAGAUUGCAAACCACACGGGAUACAUCAAAGUAGACUGGAAGCUAGUAGAACGGGACGUGAACAAAGCCAAGCAGCAGCUGAAAUUUCACAGCAGUGGUAACAAAAUGUCUCCAGAAGUGAAAACCAGAGUGGAUGAGGUGAUCAUAUUUCUGAAGAAGAAUGUUAUCCUGACUGGAGCAUUUGCUGGAGGAUUCCUGCUUGGAAUGGCAUCCUAGAAACUGCACUCUGCUCUCCCUUCAUGUCCAGCCUCCCCUGCCCUCCUCUACUGCUGUUCUCUCUCACUUAGAAGUCAAAGGAUGUUGCCAGCAGGCUCAGUCCCUUCUGCUCCCAGGUUCCUGGGAUCUUUUUUUCUUACAAAGCUGCUUCUGAUUUUCAACUUUUUCCUCUGUCUGGGCUGUUAGGGUGCCAGGAAGCUUAUGAAUCCCAGUGUAUCAUUGUGAUUCCUUUCCCCACCAAAUAUGCCCAGUCUCAAAUUUUCUGAUGAGUUGCAGCCUCAUAAACAUGUAGUGGCAGAGAAAUCUCUUAAAUGCGCUUCUUCCCAGGUGCUCAGGGCUGUUACAUGUACCAGUUACAUGUCUGCCAGUAUAUGUGUACAAC